Molecule: messenger RNA, 759 nt
Organism: Epithele typhae
Lineage: Eukaryota; Fungi; Basidiomycota; Agaricomycetes; Polyporales; Epitheliaceae
Exons: 5
Coding region: 1-759 (252 amino acids)
Source: RefSeq, a predicted model, not a curated record
AUGGUCUCGGUCAAGCUGCUGCCGCUUAACGACGACAUCCUCCGCAUCAAAUGCUCAUUCCUCGCCCGCCAGGCCGCGCUCGCGGCUCGCCAACGCAUGCACACGCAGCUCCCGGUCUUCCAUCUCUCGACGCUAUCGUUCAUCAUGGCCUUACCCGCCGUACGCGAUCUCUCCAUCCACUUGGCAUGCAACAAGGAGGUCACCCACAUCGUCCCGUUGUGCCCAAACCGUUUCCAUCACGCGGCAGCUCGGGCGGGAGGAGCCUUGCACAAUCGUCGUCUACGACGGCUGACGCUCCGCGAGUUCACAUGCGGCUCAAAAACCGUCCCCCGUCGCAUCGAUCAGUUGGUCCUCAGUAUCAGCAAGUACGGGGUCGCGUGGCAGAUGCCGGCUGCGCUCAAGUUCGGCCGCAAGUUCAAGGACAGAUUCACCAGGCCCCUCUUCGCAGCGCUCCCGUCGCCACCCUCGCUCUACCUCCUUAUCGACUUCAAGACCAGGCACAGCCAAUACCGCGUCAGCAAAGCACCCGAGGGCCGCCCGACAAGUCGCGCAUCGCCGAAGCGAAUCGCGUCGCCUUCCUCAAGCUUCUACCCGCUGUGUUUGCACGGGCGAUUCCUGCUCCCCGCGUCCUCGCUCUUCCGUCGUUGCAAGCCCGUGAUCACCCACCACAACACCAUCGGGGGUCGCGCCGGGCGCACGGACGCGCAGCUGUUCCCGAACUAUCACGACGAUAUCUUGGGCUGCAACGAGUACGGGUGA